Trametes versicolor FP-101664 SS1 is the source of this 1065-nucleotide messenger RNA. RefSeq lists its product as uncharacterized. Bases 1 to 1065 code for a protein of 354 amino acids. NCBI's taxonomy places the organism in Eukaryota, Fungi, Basidiomycota, Agaricomycetes, Polyporales, Polyporaceae. The record is from RefSeq and is a predicted model, not a curated record. The transcript has 3 exons.
AUGGCGGACCCCCCACAAUUGCGGAUAUCCUGCAGAAUGGUCUGCACCGACCAGUGGCUAGUCACGCACGUCGAUCCCUCGUGGCCUGUCUCUCAACUCAAGCAAAUUCUCGUCCAGAGGUUCUCAAGGGAGCGCAAAACCGUGGAGAAGAGUCGGCGUACCAUCCCUGUUUCUCCCCACAAGACCCGUCGGCGCUCUCUCUCGCCCAUCACAUUCGCUGCGCCCCGCAAACCUCGCCCGAUAGUAACGGAGAACACUCUCUCUGUUGCAAGUGAGGAGGGGCCGGAAGCAGCAGAGGAAACUGAAGAGCUUGACAGCGACGAAGAAGACGACGAGGUGGUGGACGUCAACAAGGCCUUGAGCGAGGCGCACCGCUACAAGUACAACACCCGGCCGUCAACUUCCUCGACAUCAGACGCCGUCUCCCGGCUCCCUCCUCCCGACAGUUCCGGUACGUCGCAAGAAGUCGAGGGGUGCGUUCUUAUCACCUUCUCCACGACCCAGAUCUUGGAAGACCGCUUCUCCCUUGACUGGUAUGACAUACACCCCGGCGAGCUGCUCGAGCUGCACCCGCUUGCCCACUCCUUCAUCUCCCUGCCACGAUUCUCGCUGGACGCAUACAUUGCACCGUACUUUGCGGCGCGAGUGUGGGCUCUACGCGUCGUCGGAAAUGCCUUGGACUCCACUCUCCGGGAUCUUGGAGUCCCACGCGAUCAUCAGACCGACGAUGAGAUCCCGGACGUCAGCCCGAGAUCCCCAUUGCUGCGCGACAAGAAGAAGAAAAUCACGCUUGAAUGGAAGGAGAGGUGGGCGGUUGUACAUCAGGGUAUCUUCUCCCUGUGCAAGGAGCGACAUACACGCCCCGACGUCAUGCGAAUCCUCCUUUCUUCCCGAGCGCGCGCCCUCGCGAUCCGCACCAUCACCAAUCGUCUUCAAUACCCGAACAUCGUCGCCCUUCUCUCCGUCAGACCUCCCCACUCCAGGACCCUCUUCGUCAUAUACCUUUCCACCUACAACUUCUUCGUCUCCUGCCAAGCCAUCAUUUUCCUCGCAGCCGCCACAUGA